Messenger RNA from Elephantulus edwardii (Cape elephant shrew), 2013 nucleotides. Its product is annotated as calpain-13-like. Gene Ontology annotation, biological process: proteolysis. Lineage: Eukaryota; Metazoa; Chordata; Mammalia; Macroscelidea; Macroscelididae. Gene Ontology annotation, cellular component: cytoplasm. The record is from RefSeq and is a predicted model, not a curated record. Bases 1 to 2013 code for a protein of 670 amino acids. The transcript is spliced from 21 exons. Gene Ontology annotation, molecular function: calcium-dependent cysteine-type endopeptidase activity.
AUGGCUCAUAAGCAAGAACUUCUUGAUGAAGCCUCCAUUGUGAAAUUUAAGGACCAGGACUUUAAAUACUUACGAGAUCGUUGCUUGAGCAGAGGCCAACUGUUUGAAGAUGAGACAUUCCCUGCUGUGGCUUCCUCUGUAGGCCACCAGCUGCUUCAGGAGAAAGGCCUUCACAGCCUACAGUGGAAGCGUCCAUGGGAGAUGAGCUCAUCAAGGGCUCCCCCUUACUUUAUCGUGGAAGGCGCAAGCAGAUUUGACAUCCAACAAGGAGAAGCAGGAGACUGCUGGUUCCUAGCAGCACUCGGUUCCCUGACACAGAACCCACAGUGUUUGAAGAAGAUCCUGCCAGUGGACCAGAGCUUUUCCCACCAGUACGCAGGGAUCUUCCACUUCCGGUUCUGGCAGUGUGGACAAUGGGUGGACGUGGUGGUAGAUGACCGCCUGCCUGUCCUGAACCACCAGUACCUCUUCGUACAUCCUCGCAGAGACACCCGCGAGUUCUGGCCCUGCCUGCUGGAGAAAGCCUAUGCCAAGUUACAUGGCUCCUAUUUCCACCUGCAUGGCGGCCACAUCCCUGACUCCUUGGUUGACCUCACAGGAGGGGUGGUGACCAGCGCUGACCUGUCUGACCCAUCUGACCUGGUGCUGGUGGUGAAGAUGGCAGCCCAGGCCGGCUCCCUAAUGGUCUGCGCCACUCCCGCAGGGCCAACAGACAGGGAUGGCGUGAUGAGAAAUGGUCUGGUGAGCUCCCAUGCCUACACUGUGACAGGCGCUGAGCAGAUUCAGUACAGGAGAGGCUGGGAAGAAAUCAUCCGCCUGUGGAACCCCUGGGGCAAAACCGAAUGGAGAGGACGCUGGAGUGAUGGGUCACAGGAAUGGCAGGAAACCCAUGACCGCCGGAAAGGCCAGCUCUAUGAGAAAAAGGAAGAUGGAGAGUUUUGGAUUUCAUGUCAGGAUUUCCAAGAUAACUUCUCCUGCCUGUAUAUAUGUAACCAGAUUCCAAUCAACCUGGACCAUGGAAACACGCUCCAUGAAAGAUGGUCUGAAGUGAUGUUUAAGAACCAAGAGCUCCUAGGAAAUCCUCCAGAGGGACUUCUGAGGGACCCUCAGUACUUCUUCUCUGUGCAAGAACCCAUGGAAGGCAACAAUGUCCUUGUGUCCUUCACCAUCAUGCCACAAAAUCUGCUGCCAACAGACAAGAAAAUUCCACUGAACUUCAAAGUGUUCAAGGUUGACUCCCAGUUCCAGCACUUCCGGGAGAAAUUGCCGCCCACGUUUUUUUCCCACUUCAGAAAUGCAGUCCAAGGCGCACUUUUAAAAGCCAAGAGCAACUUCACACAGGGCUUCCAUCUGGGCCCUGGGACCUAUGUCGUAGUGCCCUCCACCAGCAGGAAAGAAGUUCAGUUCCUGCUCCGUAUCUUCCUGAAAUUGCCAGGCACUGACAGGACCAUGAAGAGCAGUUUCAACGUCACAGGCCUGAAGGCCAGUCUUCCAGAAAGUGGCUUCGAACAAAGCAUUUUCCAGCAAUACACUCAGCAGGGGCUGGACAUUGAUGCCGCUCAGCUUCAGAAUCUGCUCAACCAGGAACUCCUGAAAGGAGCUUCAGAGAACACAUUCUCCUUGGAUGAGUGCCGGAGCCUCGUGGCUCUGAUGGAUCUGGAAGUGAAUGGACGACUUGGCCAAAAGGAAUUUCAAAGGCUGUGGGGGCGCCUCAUUGACUGCCAGUAUGCUUUCCGGAACUCUCAGAAGGCGUCUGGGGUGCUCCUGACCUCCGAUCUGUGGAAGGCCAUAAAGAACACAGCCUUCCUUGCAGGGAUCUCCGUCAGCAGAGAGCUGCUGGGCCUCCUGAGCCUCCGGUACAGCGACCCUGUGGGCAGGGUGAGCUUCCCCAGCCUGGCCUGCCUCCUGAUAAGACUGGAAGCCAUGGCAAAGGCUUUCCGUAACCUCUCCAAAGACGGGGAAGGAUUCUACCUGACAGAAACAGAGUGGAUGAACCUUGUCAUGUACAGCUGA